Molecule: messenger RNA, 4789 nt
Organism: Siniperca chuatsi (mandarin fish)
Lineage: Eukaryota; Metazoa; Chordata; Actinopteri; Centrarchiformes; Sinipercidae
Gene: cyp21a2
Product: steroid 21-hydroxylase
Exons: 19
Coding region: 41-1615 (524 amino acids)
Biological process (GO): hormone biosynthetic process; progesterone metabolic process
Molecular function (GO): steroid 17-alpha-monooxygenase activity; iron ion binding; heme binding
Source: RefSeq, a predicted model, not a curated record
ACCAGCUUUCUGAAGUGGGACACCAGCAAGAAGACACAAAAUGGCCAUUGAAAUAUCAGUGAUCAGUGUGGGAGCUGUAUUCUUAGUUGUGUUGCUUUUGGUGGUACUGAUUUGCACUUCUGGUCAGAGAUACAAAUCUGUACAGGAAGACCACAAGGGAAUAGUUGAAUCUCAACUGCUGCAGUAUUUCUAUCAGUUCCUUCCCUGCUCCUCACCUCCUUCCCUCCCAGGUCCUCCCAGCCUUUUCCUCAUAGGCAAUAUGAUGGAGCUGACACACAAUCAUCUGCCAGUUCACCUGACCAAAUUGGCACAGCGGUAUGGAAACAUCUACCGCCUCAAAUGUGGAAACACAACCAUGGUGGUACUGAAUAGUAGUGAAGUCAUAAGAGAAGCACUGGUGAAAAAAUGGUCAGACUUUGCUGGGAGACCAGUUUCAUACACAGGUGAUAUUGUGUCUGGGGGAGGGCGCACAAUCUCUCUGGGAGACUAUAAUGAGGAGUGGAGGGCACAUCGUCGUCUCGUCCACAGUGCUUUGCAGCAUUGCUGCCAGCAAUCAUUGCAUGACGUGAUCGAGAGGCAGGCACUGCAUCUGAGAAAGGUUUUGAUGGACUAUCAAGGCAGUGCUGUAGAUCUCUCGGAGGAUUUCACAGUGGCAGCUAGUAAUGUCAUCACCACUUUGGCUUUUGGAAAAGAAUAUGAUAAGAGUUCUUUGGAGCUGCAGCAGCUGCACAGCUGUCUGAAUGAGAUUGUCGCUCUGUGGGGCUCCACUUGGAUUUCUGCUCUGGACUCCUUCCCACUGCUCAGAAAAUUACCCAAUCCUGUGUUUUCCCGUCUCCUGAAAGAGGUGGCCAGGAGAGAUGAGAUUAUAAAAAAACAUCUCAACAAUUACAAGUCACAAUACAAAAAAAACGAGGACGCCAUCACAGGAUCCCUCCUCCAGGGCCUUGACAAACAUCGCAACACAGAACAUGGAGUGCUCCUGACAGAUAUUCAUAUUCACAUGGCCACUGUGGACCUUCUCAUCGGGGGAACAGAGACCACUGCAGCCUGGCUGAACUGGACUGUGGCCUUCCUCUUGCACAGACCAGAGGUGCAGACCAAGGUGUAUGAGGAGUUGUGUGCAGUACUAGAGGGACGAUACCCCAAGUACAAUGACAGACACAGACUUCCAGUCCUGUGCUCUCUGAUCCAUGAGGUGCUCAGACUCAGGCCAGUUGCCCCGCUGGCGGUGCCACACAGAGCCAUCAGAGACAGCAGUAUUGCAGGUUACUUCAUCCCCACGAACACAGUCAUCAUUCCUAAUCUUUUUGGAGCACACCAUGAUCCUGCAGUUUGGACUGACCCGUACAGCUUCAAACCAGAGCGCUUUCUGGAAGGAGGAGGAGGCUCCACCCGUGCCCUGAUCCCUUUCGGGGGGGGGGCUCGGCUCUGCCUGGGGGAGUCUGUUGCCAAAAUGGAGCUCUUUCUGUUCACUGGCUACUUGCUGAGAGAUUUCCAGUUCAUCCCUCCUGAGAGUGAGGCCUCUCUGCCCGACCUGAGAGGAGUUGCUAGUGUUGUACUCAAGAUCAAGUCCUACACAGUUAUAGCAUGUCCAAGACCUGUGACUAAUCCAUGAACUACAGAGGGUGUACUUCUUACUUGUUGCUUAAACGUUGGUUAAUUAUAGAACCUUCACAUGUAUGUUUCUCAUCAGUACUUAUUUCUGUUGGUCUGUAGUAUUGGAGAUCCUGAUUAAAAUAGUCUGUUAAUGGGUUCCUAAUUCUGAAUUGAUUACAAAUAUUUAUUUGAUUAUCACAAACAACAUGCCUGAACCCAGACCAGACCUAUGUAUAUUGUAUAUACACACAGUGCUUUGUUUGAUCUGUUGUAUAAAGGCAAAGCAAACUGCGUUGUUUUUUUCACAAUGUUUUUAUUGAGAUUUCAAUCAUGAUACCAAAAGAAACACAUCAGUAUACAAACAUGUGCCCCUCCAUUCACAAUCACACAUUCACACAGACAUUUCACAAGUCACACAAAGUUUCAAAUAAAACAAAUAGAAUAAAAUAAGUAGGAUAAUAACAAUAAUAAUAAUAUGUUAGUAAAUACAAAAUUAAAUAAUAAAAUAAAUGUUAAAAAAGGCAGAAUCUAUACUCCCAUAUGUUAGAAAUACAUGUUAUGUAUUUGUUUUCCAAGAAGGACAUAAAUGAGUUCCAAAUAUAAACAAACUCUUUCCUUUUACAUUUAACAAUAUAACCUCUCCAGCCCAACACAUGUCAACAACUCCCCUUUCCACAGUCAAAGUGAUGGUGGUUUUACAUUUUUCCAAUAUAAUGCUUCUUCUGUCCAAAGUCAAUCAUUUUUGUUUGCUCUGUUCUUACAAAGUCCUUGGGGUAUAUUCCAAGUGCACAUAAUUUUGCCCUCGACUUUUAAAUAUCUGUGAUAAACAUGUAACAACAUUUUCCCAAAAUAUCUGUAUCUUUGGGCACUCCCAUACGCAAUGAAACAAAGUUCCUUUCUCAUUCAGGCAUUUAACACAAAUAUACAGAAUUUGAUGAAGUUUAACAGGGGCUAUGUACAUUCUCAUUAGCCACUUAUACUGAAGUAAUGUUAACCUUGUAUUAUUUGACUGUUUUUGUGCCAUUUCCCAGUUCUCCUCAGUAAUAUCCUCUUCUCCAAGUAUUUAAUAUAUCUGAUGUUGACUCUGCUGAACGUGUUGCCAACAUGUUAUAAAAUCUAGAUGUGUGUCCAUUACCAUCCAAAUUAUUAAGUCUAAUGUCCUCAAUAACUGAGGAAAACUUGCAAUUUAAAGUUAUAUACAUGAAAAUAAUGAGCCUCAGCAUCACCAGUGGAGGGGAGAAACUACAAGAAUGGUCAAGCAGGUGAUCAGAUUUCUCGAGAAUGGAAACAGAAAAUGAGUAGUAUUUCUGUCAUAGAGUCUGACAGCACCACCCAGUGGACAAACGCUGAACAUGCUGCUGAAAGUGGAAUAACUUCCGUCCUGUGAAAAAUGUUCAGUAGACCUACAGGUCAUUCCUCAUCACUGGGUUAGGGCACAUCUUGUAAUAGUGUUUGCAUUUACACCAUUAAUAGCCAUCUGUUGAUAGAUAACAGUGAUAUUAUUUGCACAUGUGACAGACAAGAUAAAUGUUACAUGAAAAACACAAUGGGCAGCAUUAAUUUGUAUAGUGGCCACAGUUUUGUAUGAAAUUGCAGGGUUAAAGUGAGAAGAUGAACAUGGGUUCCUCUCAUGGGCUGGUCUUAAACUAAAAAUGAGUUGCCUCAAUUUCAUUUCCUGUUUUGGAAAAGUUCUGCAAUAAGAAAGAACAUCUUCUGAGAGAAGGAUGGCUUCCUUUUCAUUGUUAAGACUCCUUCUUCUUUCUCUUACACAGGCAGCAGUUGGACUUCAGUCAUCUGAACAUUUGGUGAUGUUUGCCUUACUAGGAGAUGUUAUUACUUUGCCAUGUGACAUACCUUCUGUAAAAUCCUGCUCCUCUAUUAAUUGGAACAUGGCUGGAGAGUUUGGAUCAGUUACUGAGGUGGUGAAGGCUGGAAGGGUGACAGCUCCAGACGUCCUCAGGCGUGCCCUGCUAAAGGACUGCUCUUUGGUGAUUAAUCACCUGGUACUCAAUGAUGCUCGACUUUACUCUUGUGACAGUGGAGCACUCAAUUCAAGUGUUUCACUUCAGAUUCUUGAGCUUACUGAGAGCUCAGCUCCUGCAAAUGGCACAAUAGAGCUUCAGUGUUUCCUCAACACGUAUAAAGGACAUGUCCCAUGUAACAACAGAGGGAUACAUAUCAAAUGGAGUACUGAAGAUAAUACACCAUUAAAUGGAAAUAGAUUUUGUUUUGAAAAUCCCUCUGAAUGCUUCUCUAAAUUGAUCAUCAAAAAAAAACUGACAGACCAUCACAGAAAAUGGAAAUGCCAGCUAACUCAGAAUGACACUGUUAAAGCCACAAUCAGUUAUACAACAACAGUAAAAGAUGGUGUAGAGGAAGUGUUCGCUGCAGUGGGUGAGUCAGUGUCACUCUCUUGCAACAACACUUCCUCUCUUGGUGUUGGUGGACGCGUGGAGUGGGUUGUAGGUGAAAGGUCACUGACAGACGAUAUCUCACCUUAUGAAGGCCAAACUGAGGCAUUUCAUGUGAAUAAAGACUCAUCACUGGUCAUUGGCAGAGUGAGUGCUCUGCAUGCUGGGGACUACCAGUGUUCAGAGUCCACUGGUCAGCAAAAGGUGUUUAACAAAAUCAGGUUGCAUACCCUCGAUGUUACUUCAGAGUGUGGGCCAGGAGGAGAUAAUCUCACCUUGACUUGUGUGCUUACCUGCACUAAAGAAUGUGAAAAAGACUUCAAUUUAACUUGGUCUGGAAGAAGCCAAGAUAGCUGGCAGAGCGGUUUAAUAACUGACAAUAACACUCUCAUAAACAGACUAUUUCUCCCAGUUGUGUCAAUGACAUCAGAUGAAUUAACCUGCUUUGUGCAUAGAGAGAGUGAUGUGAUGGCAUCAAAGAAGUGGCGUACUGUUAACUCUCUGCAAACACCUGCGUGGUUAGCCCUUCCUCUAGGGCUCCUGACAUGUAUCGCUGCUGGAGGACUCUACAUGUACAUGAAGAGGAAGCACAACAAGGAUGCAGGAAAUGAACAGUCAAGUAUUGAAAUGAUUCAUGUUUAUGAGACCGUUCAGGAUGCAAAUAAUGAGGAACGACAGCAGCAAAGACAGUCCAAAAGAGAAGCUGUCACCACCACUGACAGUUUCUAUAAUUUAUUACAGGCUGUAAACUAGAACUCAAUAAAAGUGUUUUUUUCUCUUGA